Messenger RNA from Bipolaris maydis ATCC 48331, 396 nucleotides. The record is from RefSeq and is a predicted model, not a curated record. NCBI's taxonomy places the organism in Eukaryota, Fungi, Ascomycota, Dothideomycetes, Pleosporales, Pleosporaceae.
AUGACUGCUCGCUCGACUGCCUCCAAGGCCGCCAGCGAGUACAGUGGGCAUUUGCAUUCACACGGCGCCGCCAGCUCGUCACAUCGCUCUCCAUCCAUCAUGCCUCCCGACGUGACGGCCUCCCCCUCCCCCCUAAUCGGCCACCCGUCAAGCCAGAUCAACGGCCUCCCCCGCCGAGCUGGCUACGCUAGAGGUCCCGCCCGUUCUACCCUACCGAUCUCUCUACACAAGCGUCUCAGGCGUUCGGGGUGCCCGUGGCCCCACAUCUCUCUAGCCCUUGAUAACACGCGGGUUGCAAGACCCAACUCAGCGUCUGACUCUAGCCUACCUAGCUGGCCCCCCUUCCCCGUCACCGCCAAGUCCACCCAUCCCAGGUCCGGAGUCUUGUUCCUCUAG